AUGAAUGUUGUGAGGUUCAAGUAUGGUAUUAGUAUAAGUUUGGUUGUUGCUUGGAAAGCCAAGAUGAUUGCUAAAGUAAUAGUGGAUGAGGAUGCUAUCAAACAGUAUUGUUAUCUAGAAGCUUAUGGUGAAGAGCGCAUGCAUAUAUGUGUAGGGAACAACUACAAACUUAUUUUAGAAAGACCACCAGGGUUGUUGCUUCCUGAGGAAAGGAUACUUGGGUUGGAUGAAUCUUACUUGCCCAGAUGGAUUGGUUAUGGCUUUGGUUCACUUCUGCUCUUGAAUCACUUUCUUGGGUCUGAUUCAGCCACUGUUACACCGGCUCAACUUAGUACAAAGGUUUUGGGUCUGUCUUUGGUUUCGUUCUCGAUUGUGCUGCCUUACCUUGGUAAAUUUCUCAAGGGUGCUCAACCAAUGGAUGAAAAGACUAUACCGGAUGAUACGGAACAAAUAUUUGUCAUGUCAACAGAUAUAGUGGAUUGUCUGAAGGAGGACCUGGCUUGGGCAUCAUAUGUUCUGUUGCGUAAUACAAAUGUCAUAGCUAUGGUUACCUGCAAGUACCACUAUAAGCUCUAA
This is a messenger RNA of Glycine soja, 576 nucleotides long. Its product is annotated as protein COFACTOR ASSEMBLY OF COMPLEX C SUBUNIT B CCB2, chloroplastic-like. Gene Ontology annotation, biological process: cytochrome b6f complex assembly. Bases 1 to 576 code for a protein of 191 amino acids. NCBI's taxonomy places the organism in Eukaryota, Viridiplantae, Streptophyta, Magnoliopsida, Fabales, Fabaceae. The transcript has 5 exons. The record is from RefSeq and is a predicted model, not a curated record.